ACUGUACAGUGCAGGGCGAGGGGAGGGAGGGGGAGCAGGCAACGGACUGGAGAAAUUGGUGAGAGAGCGGGGCUGGGUCAUGAUUUGAACGCUGCGAGAGCUAAAAACGGGACGGGAGCGCCAACGGUGGCGGGGUACGAGGAACCGCGCGCGCGUGUAGCAUUUGACCUUCGUGUCGCCUUUCUCGCAAGAGCAGGGAGGGGCCUUCCAGGCAGCCAUCCAUCGCCAGCGGUACAGGCAUCCAUCCCUUCUGAAAGCGCAAGCGCACAGAGCAGCGGAGAGGCAGGGGAGGGCAGGGGAGGGCAGGGCGAGCGAGCGAUUAAGGAGCUGGGAUUGCAGCCUCAGCAGCAGCUUCGCAGUGUGGGAGCUCAAUAAGCACGUGGAAAACAGAAGUGUGAUGGGCGGACGAGGCCAUCUUCGAAAUACGCGACUUUGCGUAUAACUGGCAGCAGUCCGAGGCUCGAGAAGCAGAGCAGAGCAGAGGUAGUGCGACGGAUGACCGACAGGGCCGCAGGCAAUCUAGCAUCUCCCGCAGGCGCGCAGCUGUGGAGUUAGAGUCCGGGGGUUCCUCGAGAAUUGGGGCCUCGCCCGCGAGCAGUUGGCCUACGGAUUCAAUCGGUGGCGAAGUCAAGUCAAGCAGCUUCAGCUUCAUCAGCAGCAGCAGCGGCAGCGGCAGCGGCGUCCUCGUGAGGCUCGGUGGGUGGAGCGGGAGAAUUCUCGUGAUGAGAGUGAUGCGCGGUUCGUGGAAGGCAGUCUCCUGUCAUUGCGUCGUUAUCCGAUUCGAGCUCUUCGUUUGCCCUCGCUUUUUAACCUCCCUCGCCGACGACUGCCGACCGGCAUAAUUUCCAAUCAGUCAGUCGGUCAAUCAGGCAAUCAGGCAAUCAGCAUCAUCAUCAUUCGUGCGACGCGAGCAGAGAAUGCGAUCAAGUAUGUUGGCCUCACUGCCCGAAGACGUGCUGCACGGAGUUUUCCAGAAACUCCCCUUCGCGAGCCUCGUCCGGUUCCGGCUGGUGUGCAAAGCAUGGAACGAAUUGAUAAUCUCGCCCGAGUUCGCUCGCUCCAACCACCCCAUGAAGUCCGUCUUGACGCACUUUCUGAAUUGGAAGCUCACUCUCUUCAAUUCCGUCGCCUGCGUGUGGGAGGACUAUUCUUUAUCGUUUUUCCGAGAUCAGAUCGAGGCCAAAUUUUUAGACGUGGUGGCCACCGACGGGGGACUCCUGUGUUUUGAAACAGAAGUAUUCGGGCAGCUCGUGGUGUGUAAUCCGAUUACCAAGCGAUGGCGAGUCGUGCAAGUGCCCUGCCGACCGGGAGAAGAGUUUUACAUGCCAGCCCCCCAAGUGCACAUGUCCAUGAGGAGCCAACGACCGCUCGGAGACAGGAGGAUGAUGGUGGGGCUGAUUGUCGAUCAGGUUACAGGCCACUACAAGGUCAUCGUGGCUGCCCUGCAUGAAGGUGCCAACCGAGCCACUCUCGUGUACGACUCGCUCACCCGUUCGUGGAAGAAAGGGGCUCAGGUGCCGGAGGGGAAGAAGUUUUCUGACGACGACGUGAUUUCUUGCAAUGGGCGAGUGUACUGCCUGAUCAAAAAUCCCAAGGGCGCGCAACAGGAAGCAGUGUGGAGGCUGCUGAAUUACAACGUAGAGAUGGACAUGUGGAGCGAACUGUGCCUUCCCGCGGAGACGCUGGUCUCCUUUAUCAAGCUUGUAGAGCACUGCGGUUCAGUUCAUUUGCUAGUGGAGGAGCGGGAUUCCUCGUGGCGCAACCCGAGGCUCCUGCUCUACGAUAUCGAAAAUGCAUCGACCAGUUCUUCCAUGAGGUUGACACGAAAAGACAUUCCGAGAAAGUUCACCACCAAGUUCAGCGAUCAAGCCCUGAGACCUACAUUUUUUGAAUCCAAUGCCUUGGGCCAGGGAAACUUGAUCUACGUCAUGGAGUCUGAUACCGAUGCUGGUUCCGUAGUUACCGUUCUCACCGUCCUCAACUUCUCAGCCAACACUUUCUGCGAUCUCCCCGAAUUGAUCAUUAAGCGGGUCAUGGCCGCCACCGAGCUGAGACACCAAUUCCAUCUAUUCACUGCCUCAUUAACAGCGCGAGUUUGACACAGUCUCACAACCAUACCAAUUUUUGCUAAGACGGCCAAGAGCUGCAUCACACAUGGGCACUUGUAUCGAGUAAGUUCAUCACUAUCUCAGGCUUCUGAAGGCACAACUAGAGCGACUGAACAGAAAGAUUGUUACAGAAUCGGUGCCUUAUAGCAUACCAACUCAGGUGACAUCUAGAACAGAUUGGCUGAGUUUACUGGAUCUCUGGUGCAUGUAAAGUUCAUGACAGUUACACACUUAUUACUUGUAAAAACGUAUAUUUAUAAGGAUCAAUUUGUGUCUUGACUACUC
Molecule: messenger RNA, 2393 nt
Organism: Marchantia polymorpha subsp. ruderalis
Lineage: Eukaryota; Viridiplantae; Streptophyta; Marchantiopsida; Marchantiales; Marchantiaceae
Source: the annotation of a GenBank genome assembly